AUGACCAACAUUCUCGAGUACCAGCCAUUGAAGGCCAUCUACCUCCUUCUCUUCACACUCAUUCUUCUCCUCAUCAAACUCCCCGUAUGGACCCUCAACUACCUCCCGCGCUCGCGGAGGCCGCGCACCGCCUGGACGCUCGGACGCAGUCUCAUCGUGCGCACGCUGCAGGAGCUCUGGACGCUCAAGGUCGACGUCCGUGGCCAACCUGCCCCAGUAGUCGAGGUGGCCGAUAGCGAGCUGACAGACGCGAAGUUCACUUGGGUCGCACCGCUUCCCGACAAGCUGCUCUGCGGCGAGGUCCGCCGCGUCGCCGAGAUCACUGGCGCAGAGCCCGCCCGCAUAGCAGGCUACUGGCUGCUCAAGCAGGGCGCGCCCUGGACCGGGCCCAGGGCGAAGCCGGGCGAGAAGACGGUGCUGCACAUGCACGGCGGCGGGUUCCGCAUCGGCACUGCAAACCCGUCAGACGUCACGGCGAACUUCACGCGUGGAAUCCUGAAGCACUCACACUCGCUCGACCGCACGUUCGCCAUCGACUACCGACUGACCUCGUCUGCGCCCAACCCGGUCGCGAACCCCUUCCCCACCGCACUCCUUGACACGAUCGCGGGAUACCGCUACCUCGUCCAGGAGGCGGGCUUCGAGCCGCAGAACAUCACUGUCGCCGGGGAUUCCGCGGGUGGGAACCUCGCCAUCGGACUUGCGCGGUACCUCAUCGAAAACCCUAUCCCGAGUCUUCCGCCGCCAGGGCACAUUCUCGCGGUGUCCCCGUGGCUGGACCUGUCGAUGUCCCGUCAUGGCCCGACUUCGUCUGCCACGCUCAGCGCAACGACCGACAUCUUCCAGCUGAAGCCCGGAGAGCUCUUCGAGGAGUACGCGGUCGUCUCCCUCCUUGGGCCGAUGGACUUCGAGGUGGCGCGGACGAACCGUUACCUCUCGCCCGUGUCGCUGCACGUGAAAUCGGAGGGGGGUCUGUUCCAAGGGUUCCCGGAGACGUACGUCGUCGCUGGUGCACCGGAACGCCUGAUGGACGACUCGACGGCGCUCAUCGAGAUGAUGCGAGCGGACGGGGUCAAGGUCAUCGCCGACAUCUCCCCCGAUGCCGUACACGACUUCGUCGUGUUCACAUGGCAUGAGCCAGAGCGCACCGAUACGCUGAAGCGGGUCAGCAUGUGGAUUGACAUGAUGUAG
Molecule: messenger RNA, 1191 nt
Organism: Trametes versicolor FP-101664 SS1
Lineage: Eukaryota; Fungi; Basidiomycota; Agaricomycetes; Polyporales; Polyporaceae
Product: alpha/beta-hydrolase
Exons: 2
Coding region: 1-1191 (396 amino acids)
Molecular function (GO): hydrolase activity
Source: RefSeq, a predicted model, not a curated record